CAAACAAUUGAAGGAAAACAAUCUAAUACAAUUGCCACAUUGCAUCACUUUUAGCAAAGUAGCAAACAAUCCCUUUCUUUCACACUUGCACAACUAUCUGUGAACUCGGUAUCAGUCAAAAGGGAUAUAUGUGGAAAUGUUGUCAUCUUGACUUGGAAAAUAAUAUUUUCAAUCCUCGUUAUUUUAACUAAAGAUAACAACUUUGGCUACUCUGUGAUUCUUGCCUUUCUAAAAGUAUACAAUUCUUCAUUAAAUAUGACUGUAAAUACUCCGUAUAGAGACUAACAGAUACAUUGUUAUUUGUUUUAAAAAACAGUGGGAUACGUAUAGGAAAAGAAAACAAUGUGGUAAAGGUGCCUCUUUUUAGUACGUUUUUUCUUUCAAGUUUUAUGUGUAAUGUUCGUGUAAAUCAUAUGUUAAACACAAUCUGUAAAACCUUUUGAAAGACUACAAAAACACACGGCAGUUCACAGGUUAAGGACUACACACUCUGUGUAUGCUGUGAUGUGAUUGGUUGAGAGGGCGGGACAUCCGACGGCGCAGGUUGGACAUAAAGUGACAGACUUCACCUCCUUAAAAUUGGAAGAAAACCUGAAGGACGACGCAUUACAAGUUAUAAAACAUUUGUAAUGAUUUUCAGACAUGGACGACAUAAACCUUCAUUAUCGCUUUCUGAACUGGAGGAGGCGAAUUGGAGAAAUUCGUGAUGUGCAAGCGGUGCCUCACCGGGAGCGUUACCGGGAGCGACUCCAAAGGGUGCUGAGAGACGGAGACAUACUCAGGUAUCAUGGGAAUUCAGAUGAAGUUGGCGGUUUUGUGGCGGCCAGGCCAUUGUACUUAGGAAAUCGCUAUUUUGAAGUGACCAUCGUCGACACAGGAGUGAGGGGAAUGAUCGCGGUGGGCUUGGUGACUAAGCUCUACAAUCUGGACCAUCAGCCGGGCUGGCUCCCCCACUCUGUGGCCUUUCAUGCUGAUGACGGCAAAUUGUACAAUGGCAACACUGUAGGACAGCAGUUUGGUCCAAAAUGCUGCAGAGGAGACAGAAUCGGCUGUGGCGUAUCUCUGGACUCUGAUGAUGGACAGCUCACUGUGUUUUUUACAAAGAAUGGCAAAGAGGUCGGCAGUGUGGAGAUCCCAGGCUCUCCUGACGUUUUUUACCCCGCCGUGGGGAUGCACUCUUUGGGGGAAGAAGUUCUGCUGGACCUGAAGGCUGAGUGGCGGGUGGAGGAAGACGAUGGACAGAUGAUUGUGGAUAGUCAUGAAGAGGACUGGAGCCGUCUCCAUGACGUCAAGGUGACCGGCACGCUGCUGGAGUACGUGGGUAAGGGGAAGAGCAUCGUGGACGUGGGCUUGGCUCAGGCCCGGCGGCCCCUCAACACGCGCUUCCACUACUACGAGCUGGAGAUCACAGACCCUGGAGAGAAGUGCUACAUCGCCCUGGGGCUGGCACGCAGGGACUACCCCAAAAACAGACAUCCAGGCUGGAGCAGAGGGUCUAUAGCCUAUCAUGCAGAUGAUGGAAAGUUGUUCCAGGGCAGCGGGGUCGGGCACGCGUUCGGCCCGCGCUGCUUUGAAGGGAAUAUUAUGGGCUGUGGGAUCAUGUUUCCACGCGACUACAGCCUGGACGCUGGAGAUGACGUAGAUGAUUGGGACUUUGACAUUAUUCCCAAACCCAGUGAAGUUCAGAAUGAUCUGUAUGCGAACAAUGAAGAAGAGGAGGAGGAGGAGGAGGAGGGAGAAGAUUUGGAGGGGAGGAAGGUCACGGUGUUCUUCACCAGAAAUGGAAAGGUGGUGGGCCGGAGGGACGUGGCCUUACCUGUGGGGGGCUUGUACCCCACUAUAGGCAUGAUGAGCCCUGGGGAGAAGGUCAAAGUGGACCUGCACCCCCUCAGUGGCUGAGUAGAGAGGAGAAAAAACUGCGGAGAAAUCAGAGCAUGGACGAAUAAUUGAGCUCUGGUACAUUUUUGGAGAUGAGAUACUAAAUACCUCCACAUCAAAAUGCUCCAAGAUGUGACUUGAAGAGUCCAGUGUAGAAGUGACUGUGGCUCAUGCUGUAAGAAUGAUCAACAUAAUGUAUGUUAAUUUUACAUGCGUGCCUUAAAGUGCUUUAUAAUUCAUGUUUUUCAGAAAAUCCAGAGGUUUGCAUAGGGAAAACGUUUCUCAUCUGCACUAUGAGUAAAGUUCAUAGAAUGCCAAAGAAAGGGUCACACCAGAAUGAAUGUUAAAAUCCAAUCAGAGCAAAUGCCAGCCAACAAGUGAACCCUCUUAUCAGCAAUAGAUAUGUGACAGCAGGCUGAGACGCACUGCUCAUCACCGGAGGUCUGCUGUACCUCCUAUCAACGGUGUGUUACUGACACUCAGUGGUGAGAGGGAGACAUGCGCACAUAGUCUUCCAAAACGAAAGAAGUAGUGCACUGAAUGAACAGUGCCUUUACUUAAAUCAGCUGCUUUACACGUGUGGUUCAGUACACGUGUGAGUUCAUAUUCUGACAUGGACUCAUUACGCCAUGUUUUGUGCAAAGCUGCAAUAGGAAUAAUGGGAUGAUUACAUUUCCAAACAUGUUGCUGAAGCUAAAUCCAAAACAGUUGAAUUGUCAUGUUGGGAGAAGCAGUUUGAAAAGCUGAAUUCUAAAUUAGGAUUGUUUUAAUAUCAUGACUUGCUUUUGCCCUUUUUUAAUAUAUGAUUUUAACCAAAGUGUACACGAUGUAAUGUAAUCCAAAUCAUAUGCUGGACAUAAUCACUCCAAAGUCUUUAGGAGAAACAUGCGUGUCUAAAAGAUGCAAAAAAGAAACCAAAAUUCUUUUUUUCCCCGUUUAUCUCGCAGUUUACCUUAAACUCCCGACAAACCAAGAGUAAAACUGAUCUCUAUAUCUAAGUUAACAUAGUAAUGAUGGAUACAAUGGAACCUCAUCAUUAGGGUUUAAGGGGAAAUACAAACUAAGUUGUCUCAGACUAUUAAACUAUCUCACAACAAGAAUAAUUAAGGACUAAACAUGGUAUAGAAGUACAUUUCAAAAGAUUUGAAUGUUGAAAAUGAAGCCAUACUGUAACUAUGUGCUGCUCUCAGGUAUAUUUGAAAAUCCAAAUUCACAUACCUUGUCUUUUCUGGUUAUUUUUGUGAUUUUGCUGUAUGUUCAAGUCAACCAUUGAUUGUCACAAGCCUGUAUUUCUUUUAACAACUGUGCCUAUUUUCCUUUUUGACAUUGAAGACUGUUAAAGGAGAAUUUGUGAUCCCCUCCCCAACUCCAAGUAAAUGCUAAAUGUUCCUAUUGUUUUAUUUUUGCGACACAACAUUUUGCACACCUACUUUGAUUUCUGUGAUGCAAUUGGAAGUUAUUCAUGCAAAUAUAAUAGGCUGUUAAAACUAGUUGUAUAUCAUGGUUAUAAUAAACAAAUAUAGUACUUCUUUAGGCCUAAAAGCCUGACUGCUUUUAAAGGCUUGACCUAAUGAGCAAAGUGCCUUGUUUAAUAUUCCAUACGAGUGCUGGAAAUGUCACAUUAUCGGAUGCAUGUUGCAUAAAUAAGGAAAGAUUGCAUCCAUGAAGUAUCUUCCUGGUCAGCAAGACAAUUUAAAGGCUGUUGCUCAUGUAAUGCUCAACUGCUGCUAAAUGUGUGCCGAGGGAACGCUCUGCACAUCAUUAUAUCAGCCCGUACUGUAUAGGGGUGUACUGUGUUUGUUAUUCACUUUUUAUUGUCAUUGUCCACAUUUGUGUUAGUGGUCAUCUUAUCAUGGGAGCUAAUGAUGGGCGUCUGCUGCUGUUGGACGCAUCAACUCACGUUUAAUGUUUAGCCCCACUUUAUAUUUUAUUUAAUUAAUCAUGAAUGAAGUUUAUUAUCAGUCUUUCUCAGUCCAGCCCUUGUGUAAAUCCUGUAAUGUUUUUUUAUUUCUUCUUGACUUUUAUGGUCCUCCUUGUCUCUUUUCCCUUAAAGCAAUCGGGUAAACAUGCCAAAAAUCAUUUAAAAUAAAAUAUUCACACCCUG
This is a messenger RNA of Trematomus bernacchii (emerald rockcod), 3982 nucleotides long. RefSeq names its product SPRY domain-containing protein 3-like. Bases 643 to 1899 code for a protein of 418 amino acids. Lineage: Eukaryota; Metazoa; Chordata; Actinopteri; Perciformes; Nototheniidae. Gene Ontology annotation, molecular function: protein binding. The record is from RefSeq and is a predicted model, not a curated record. The transcript has 11 exons.